GAGCCGGCGCCAGCGGGUUGCUGAGGUGGCUGUCGCCCGCUCGGAGCUGCGGCUUCCCCGGGUCGAGCCCCCGAUGGAGGCCGUGGCCGCGGACAGCCCCCCAGGCAGGGUCGAGGGGGCGCUCAGCUGUUUCUCUUUCAACCAGGACUGCACAUCCCUCGCAAUUGGAACCAAAGCUGGUUACAAGCUGUUUUCCUUGAGUUCUGUGGAGCAGCUGGACCAAGUCCACGGAAGCAAUGAGAUCCCGGACGUGUACAUCGUGGAGCGCCUCUUCUCCAGCAGCCUGGUAGUGGUGGUGAGUCACACAAAGCCGCGCCAGAUGAAUGUCUACCACUUCAAGAAAGGCACGGAGAUCUGUAAUUACAGCUACUCCAGCAACAUCUUGUCCAUCAGGUUGAACCGGCAGAGGCUGCUCGUUUGCCUGGAGGAGUCCAUUUACAUUCACAACAUUAAAGACAUGAAGCUGUUGAAGACCAUCCUGGAUAUCCCUGCAAACCCAACAGGUCUGUGUGCCCUCUCAAUCAACCAUUCCAAUUCUUACGUGGCCUAUCCCGGAAGCCUGACGACAGGCGAGAUCGUGCUUUACGACGGACACUCCCUGAAAACAGUCUGCACGAUUGCUGCCCAUGAGGGGACACUGGCUGCCAUCGCCUUUAACGCCUCAGGCUCCAAACUGGCGAGCGCAUCUGAGAAAGGCACUGUCAUCCGGGUGUUCUCAGUACCCGACGGGCAAAAGCUCUAUGAGUUUCGGAGAGGAAUGAAAAGGUACGUAACGAUCAGCUCUCUGGUCUUCAGUAUGGACUCCCAGUUCCUCUGUGCCUCAAGCAACACGGAGACCGUGCACAUCUUCAAGCUGGAGCAUCUCAACAGCAGGCUCUCCUGUUUCUGUUGGUCUCAGACCACCAGGAAUAAGCCUUGGAGUCGCUCUGGACUCUCCCUCAGCCGUCGACCAGAAGAGCCUUCGACCUGGAGCGGCUACGUGGGAAAGGUGCUCGUGGCUGCCUCCAACUACCUCCCCGCCCAGGUGUCCGACAUGAUGAACCAGGACAGGGCCUUUGCCACCGGGCGUCUGAGCUUCUCCGGGCAGAGGAACAUCUGCACCCUCUCCACGAUCCAGAAAUUGCCGAGGCUCUUGGUCGCAUCGUCCGACGGACACCUUUACAUCUACAACCUGGACCCUCAGGACGGAGGAGAGUGUGUCUUAAUCAAGACCCACAGCUUGCUUGGCUCAGGAACCAGCGAAGAGAACAAAGAAAAUGACCUCAGGCCUUCAUUACCUCAGUCUUAUGCUGCAACCGUAGCCCGACCGAGCGCAGCUGCGGCCUCCACAGUGCCGGGUUACUCCGAGGACGGCGGGGCGCUCCGAGGAGAGGUUAUUCCUGAACACGAGUUUGCGACGGGACCAGUGUGUCUUGAUGAUGAGAAUGAGUUCCCCCCUGUGAGCAUUCGGGAUCCCUAAGAGCGGCUCAGUCUGUAUGCUUGGCCGGAAACCUUCCCCUCAGAUAAUCUUGUGCCGCGGAAGUCAGAAGGGCAAAACGAAGCACUCCUGAUGGGAAGCGCACCUCAGAAAUCAGGACCUCCCCUGUCAGGGGGUUUUGGAGGAAGCAAGGAAGGUGGAAGAAAGGAGUGCGAGUGUGUGAGCAGAAUGGGGGGCAGGAACCCCAGGUGCCGCCUGCUUAAGCCACGGGACACAGUCCACGGCCCAGCCAGCUCUUCUCAGCCCUGGUUGCCCGUGGGUGCGGGAGACACGGUGCACACACGUCCUGCCACUGAAAGCACGUUACAGCCGUAGAGCCCAUGCGAACUAACCAUAUUGGUCCAUAACCCGAAUUUUAUAUUUAAAAAGGGCAUCCUUUUAAAAUGUCUGCUGUGUAAACGUGUACUUACAGGAAAACCUCUUCGAAUUGUACUUCUUGUGUAUUACAUGCCUAGAGAGAGAGAGAGACUAUUUUAGCCAGGCAAAGUAUUUUUGCAGUCAUUGGAAUAAAUCAUUUAUUACCUUUGAGUCCCAUUUAGGACACUAAUAAUAAAAUCAUGGCAAUGCA
This is a messenger RNA of Vicugna pacos (alpaca), 2045 nucleotides long. NCBI's taxonomy places the organism in Eukaryota, Metazoa, Chordata, Mammalia, Artiodactyla, Camelidae. The record is from RefSeq and is a predicted model, not a curated record.